This is a messenger RNA of Prunus armeniaca (apricot), 363 nucleotides long. NCBI's taxonomy places the organism in Eukaryota, Viridiplantae, Streptophyta, Magnoliopsida, Rosales, Rosaceae. The record is from the annotation of a GenBank genome assembly.
AUGUUGACUGACUUUGAAGGUGUUGCAAGAAAAAACGAAGUAGGGUUCCGCAUUUGGACUAGCAAAGAGUUCCACCAGUACCAGGUUGUUGGGAGAAAGCUCCCUAUGGCAUCUAAUGAGCACCCCAAGAUUUACCAAAUGAAGCUCUGGGCCACAAAUGAGGUUCACGCCAAGUCCAAGUAUUUUAUGAGGAAGCUGAAGAAGGUCAAGAAGAGCAAUGGCCAAGUGCUUGCCAUUAAUGAGUCAAUGUAUUUUUGGGGUGGGGAAGUGGUUCCUUCUCAACUCUCCUCCUGGCAAAAUCCAAUUUGUUGCCAAAGGGCUCCACCUUUGACCCCAAAGCAUGUGAAGGAGGUUGCGUCAUAG